AUGAUCACGAAAUAUUUCACCAAAGUCGUGGUGAGGUUCAACCCUUUGGGGAAAGAAGCCAAGACCGCUAGACUCUUUUUGAGUUCGAUUCCACCAACACAACGGCUUUCUGGUUUAUCUUUGAAAAACGAGCUUCUCAAUGGAGCGAGCACUGCGAGCCCGUUGGUGAAGGUAACUUUCAAGGACAAGACAGAGCUCGAGCUUAAUCCGACGGGAAUAACGUUCCAGGAAGUGGGGAAUUUUUUCGACAGGCAUUCUCGGAAAUUGAGACUAAAGGAAACAAUCGAAGCAUAG
Lachancea mirantina is the source of this 294-nucleotide messenger RNA. NCBI's taxonomy places the organism in Eukaryota, Fungi, Ascomycota, Saccharomycetes, Saccharomycetales, Saccharomycetaceae. The record is from the annotation of a GenBank genome assembly.